CUAUUCAAGCCCACUUCUUUCCUCUUUCUCUUGUCUCCGUGGAGUUUUGGGAUCUUACACAACAACAACAACAACAAUAUCUUUGUCUUUACUGUAUUUUUGUCCUUUGUCUUCUUACCUUUCUAACAAUUAUUAAGAAAAGUAAAGCUUGAAUUUAAUAAAAAUGAUGGGAGACAAUGAAGGAAGAAGAACGCCGCUAUUGAAUCUUGGGGUUCAAGUGUCGAUGAGAGUGUUAAUCAUCGGAGCUGCAAUGGCCUCGAUGUGGGUCAUGAUCACUAACCGUGAAGUCGCCUCUGUUUAUGGCAUCGCUUUUGAGGCUAAAUACAGCUACUCAUCUGCCUUUAGGUAUUUGGUGUACGCACAGAUAGCUGUCUGCGCCGCGACGUUGUUUACGCUGGUAUGGGCUUGUUUAGCAGUCCGCAGAAGAGGACUUGUUUUUGCACUCUUCUUCUUUGAUUUGCUUACGACUUUGACGGCGAUAUCAGCUUUCUCUGCUGCCUUCGCGGAAGGUUACGUAGGGAAGUACGGUAACAAACAGGCGGGUUGGCUUCCGAUCUGCGGUUAUGUGCAUGUUUAUUGCAGUCGUGUCACUAUAUCACUGGCUAUGUCCUUCGCCUCUUUUGUCCUCUUGUUCAUCCUUACGGUCUUAACUGCCUCCGCUGCUCGUCAUUACUGAUUUUCUUACAUUUUAUAUCAUACAAAACAAUUCCUUCUACUCCAAGAUCAUUCAGUCUUUGUUAUAUACUUGGAUUUCAUGAAAUGAAAAAAUGAUUUGAUAUUAUAGAAUGAAAUUGUAUGAUUCCUUGCAUGUAUUUAUCUUUGAGACUUUUUCUGUUCUUUGUUGUGCUUAAUUAGUCUCCCAUUUGUUUGUCUGGGAGGAAAUACAAGAAACAACAAAGU
Arabidopsis arenosa is the source of this 900-nucleotide messenger RNA. NCBI's taxonomy places the organism in Eukaryota, Viridiplantae, Streptophyta, Magnoliopsida, Brassicales, Brassicaceae. The record is from the annotation of a GenBank genome assembly.